UUGAGUUGAAAACGGUCUCACUAAAAUUAAAAGUCAUAAAAUGAAAUACUAAAAAGGAGAGGUAGCGGAAAAAGAGAGGUAUUUUGGUUAAUGGAUAUGGGCAGUGGUUGAUGUGGCUCUACAUGACACACAUUUUCCUUGCACAACCAACGGACCAACUAACCCAAUCAACCAGAACCCGGAAAUCUCAAACUAUUGCUCUCGUUUUCUUGAUAAGUGAAACCAGUCUGAGUGCGCCGAGUGGAAAGUACUUAAAUAAGAGGAACAAAGAAGCAGAAAUUUGUAAUGAAAAUGGAGCUCUGUGGACAUGGAGCCACAACAAUUACUUGGGCAAAGUCCAUAUCUCCCCCUCUCCACUUCCCCCGAAGUUCCUCGGUGUGGAGAUUUAGGAGGAUGAAUACUUCCUGUGUUAACAGCAGCCUCGACUCCGGGGAAUCUCAGAAGGCAGAUGAGAUGAUUGUUUCAAUAACUGGAGCCACUGGGUUUAUAGGUAAAAGGUUGGUGCAAAGAUUGCAAGCAGAUAAUCAUCGUGUGCGGGUCUUGACGCGGUCUAGGUCAAAGGCCCUUUCGAUAUUUCCUGUCAGGGACCAUCCAGGACUUGUAAUAGCAGAGGAGCCAGAGUGGGGAAAAUGCAUUCAAGGAUCAACGGCUGUUGUAAAUUUGGCUGGAACACCUAUAAGCCAGAGAUGGUCUCCUGAGAUCAAGAAAGAUAUCAAGGAAAGCAGGAUUAAAGUAACUUCAAAGGUUGUUGAUUUAAUUAACAGUUCACAGGAUGAACUUUGUCCCAAGGUUUUGAUUAGUGCAACAGCAGUCGGCUACUACGGUACCAGUGAAACAAGAGUUUUCGAUGAGAAUAGUCCAUCUGGAAAUGAUUACCUGGCAGAGGUUUGUAGAGAAUGGGAAGCAGCUGCUCUGAGGGUGAAUAAGGAUGUCAGGAUAGUGUUGAUUCGUACUGGUAUCGUCCUUGGAAAAGAGGGUGGUGCUUUGGCCAAAAUGAUACCCCUAUUCAAGAUGUUUGCUGGUGGACCUUUGGGGUCUGGAACACAAUGGUUUUCAUGGAUUCAUGUGGACGACCUUGUAAACUUGAUCUAUGAGGCUCUAUCCAACUCUGCUUAUAAAGGAGUGAUCAAUGGCACGGCCCCAAACCCUGUUCGGCUGUCAGAGAUGUGCGAUCAUUUGGGAUCCUCCUUGGGACGGCCCUCUUGGCUGCCUGUACCAGAAAUUGCACUGAAGGCUGUUCUCGGAGAAGGUGCUUGCGUGGUAGGAUUUCACGGUCAAGAUUUUGUACAUGAUUCUCAGAUCUAUUUUGUGGUUCUUGAAGGACAAAAAGUGAUUCCAGCAAGGGCCAAGCAACUUGGUUUCCCUUUCAAGUAUCCCUACGUGAGAGAGGCUCUAAGAUCGAUCAUUUCUGAGAAAACUCAAGUCUGAGACACAAUUGUAAAUCAAAUUUUAGAUUCUUUAUUCUUUCAUGUAGAGCUGCCAACUUGAUGCUUAGAAUAUUGGUCAGGUUUGGUUCACUUUUAUCUUCGAACUCGUUUCUUGGAGAAACUAUAGUACUCUCAGUCUGCGCCAGCCACUUUUCUUGGAUGUCAAAGGCUUUUAUUGGUUUUUUUUUUUCUUUCUCUUACUGAAAUUCUGUUGCUAUGGAAGUGUAACAUGUAAACUACAGAGAUGCCACAGUUCAAUUUUGAGAUUUCUUGGGUGGUUUUGCUGUUGAA
Molecule: messenger RNA, 1718 nt
Organism: Sesamum indicum (sesame)
Lineage: Eukaryota; Viridiplantae; Streptophyta; Magnoliopsida; Lamiales; Pedaliaceae
Product: epimerase family protein SDR39U1 homolog, chloroplastic
Source: RefSeq, a predicted model, not a curated record